GAUUGAGGUAUCAGUCUGUGACCUUUGGCACGGCACCUCAAGCACGGCACCUCAAGAGACCAAGUCUGGUUCGUACAUCUACUCUGGAAGCCCAAGUGGAUUCCAUGAGUGGGAGUUCAGGAGACAAAGAGAACAGAGCGAUCCUGGAAGCCCUGAAGAUGGACAAGGUGGAUAAGAUGGAUGAGCAGCUGUCAGGAGAGAUUGAUUCCCUGAGAGCUGAAUUGGUGCAGAAGGUGUUGGAAGGCUUGAAAGGCGACGCUUACUUAGCAGCUCAGGAGCUUGGAGUCGAAUGGUGGCGCCAAGUGAAAGAGCUUGAUUCCAACAUGCUGAUUUCCGAUCGGAUGUGUGCCAAGCUUCUCAUAGAAAGCGCUGGCUUGACCAAGAAGGAGACUUGGCAUGAGCCAGAGGAAUAUCACGGAGAAGGUGGGUACGAAGAACAUUACGAUGAACAUGGGUACAUUGCCCACCAAAAUGGAUCUGAACAGUCCACUGGGUGGGACUACUUCGAAGAUGAUGACACCGCAGUUGCCUUGGUCGCCAUGGCUGAAUGUGACCAUGAUGUGAUCCUGCCCCAGAGAUCCACGCCUGGUGUUGGAUAUCUUGCAAUCAGUGAUGAAGAGUCGUCUGCAGGUGAUUUCAGCAUGGUCAGCGACAACGGUGAGGACCGAGCACGUCGAACCCGUGUCUCAGCCUCUGCACAGGGAGUCAGAAGUGAAAGCUUGCCUGAUGGGUUGAUGGUGAAUCCCAUGAAGCCAACCCGUGCAUGUUGCCUUUGGAUGCCUUUGGAAGCAGAAGCUAGGAGAAGACGUCAAUUGGGGAGAGACAUUGCAACACUUCCUUUAUCUGCAAUUGACACCACUGAAAGUUUGAUCGGAUCUGAGAAGGAAGAGGUUUGUUUGGACCAAGAUGGAGCAUACCAUAUGAUGACCGUUUUCCAACAAGAUCUUGACUUGGAGCUGCAGUCCGGAGAGCCUGUGUGUGCUGCCGUUGUCUCCGAGAUCCUCGCCAAUGCCAUUGAGGCUGUCCAAGAGGCAGGCCCUGAGCACUGCUUUAUAGCAGUAGCUUUGCCGCCCAUGGAUGAUCAGAUUGUUGGACCUGCCUUGCGUGUGACUGACAUUUGGAAUGAUGAAGGUGUUUGGGCAGUUUUGGAUGAAGAUUGCAAUUCAACUGUUUGUGGUUCUGAAUGGAUGUCACGAGCUGUUGAAGCAUAUGUUGCCUUGGGGUAUGAUGUUGUGAAGGUUUCAGAUGAGGCCAAACCUUUCAAAGGUCUUCCAGGAAUCCUGAAGGGUUUCUUUGCCACUACGGAGAGCCAAGCUGCUUUGGUGGAGAUGCGUCGCAUUUUGGUGGAGACGAAAAAGAAUGUUGGCAUGGUGGUUUACUGCAACAAGAACCGUCACCGCUCUGUUGGAGUGAGUUGGAUGCUUGCAUCAGCCUAUAGUGUGAUCACAGGGGAUGAGAUCAGUGUGGCUCAUGCCACUGUCAGAGAAGCAGCAAAUAUUUGCGUGCAAGCACUGGUUGACUCGUACCUGAACGAGAAACCAGAUGAAGCUACACUGGCCAGAGUACGCCGAGAGAUGUUUGAGAUCAAGCCAAUACCAACGAACAAGGUUGCGCAAAAGCCUGGUUCGCAUGGAGCACUAUGGAGCGCCUGUGCUCAAGCGCGCCAAGGCAGAGGACAAGCAGACUUCCAAGGCUGGUUCAAGGCACCACCUGUCAGAGUGGUGACCACGAAGCAAGCACCGCCUGAGGUCAAGAAGCCGCCACCGCCUCCUCCGCCAAGAGAGGACAGAGCUCUGCACCCUGGCUAUGCAUUGUCAAGGGCAUCGAGCAUGAGUGCCGGACGUCGAGAUGACCCGCCUCUGACGCCUGAGCUGCUUGAGACCAUGAAGGCAAUGCAGAAGCAGUUGGAUGACCUGAAGAAGGAGAAGGAGGCAUGGAAUCGAAGAGCCCAAGUUGGUAAGACGCCUGUGGAGUUGCUGGACGAGCUGUACUUCGCCGAGAACAAGGGCUGGAUUUUCAAGGCAUUUUUUUGCCUGAGGAUUAUGAUCUUUGCACCCGGUGAUGCACUCACCAAGGAGGUUGAUGAUGAUCUUGGAGAAGCAGGCAGUGGUGAUGGAGGUGCUGGCUUUGGACAUCCAAUGGAUGAUCAGAAGGAAGACGGUCAUGAAGAGCCCGGUGAUGGAGGAGAACUUCCAGAUGAUGACCAGAACAUCAACGACCCUCCUCCAGAAGCAGGGAACGCAACCGAGUAUCCUGCAGAAGAAGGUUCCGCAAUGCUUGGUGUUCAGUUGCCGGUUGACUUCGACAAGCAGUUGACUGUGCAGCCACCUGGCCAAGAGAUCGUUCUGAUUUUGACAGCGUUGGUGAGCCAGACCCCACUGGACUCACGUCACAUGGUUGUUUUGAAGGAUUGCCAUUUACCUUGGAAAACCCGUGAUGAAGUUGAGACCCUGGACAUCCAGGAGGAUUUGGCAAAGACACGCCCAGCUGCAGAAGACUUUCAAGAGGAGAUCUUGACUUCGGAUAAGUCUGGUGUUGCCCCCACAUGUUUUGAAGAUCCCAAAGGAACCAUCGAUGAGCAGAAGCGAAGAGCACCGUGGAGAAGACUCCCACAGCGCAUGCACAUUGCCAUUAGGCCCACUGCAAGUGGCAAAGUGGAGCGAUCUGAGGGGAUCAUGGAGGCUAUGCUUCGAAAGAUUGUGAAUGACACAGAAGCCGCAGGAGAAAAGGACUUUGCCGUGUGCUUGCAUGAGGCCUUGGUCAUCAAGAAUCAGAUCGCAAGGACCCAUGGGUAUAGCCCAGCACAGCGGGUACUUGGCAAGACCCCAAGGUUACCAGGCAGCGUGACUGACCUGGAUGAAGCCGGUAACCUUGGUGUACUUGAAGAUUCACUGGAUCCAUCAGCCCGUUUUCAUUUGAACCGUGCAGCCAGAAGGUCAGCCCAAAGCGCAUUUGUGCACCUAGACACGUCUUGGCGCAUCCAAAGAGCUUUACUGCGAAAUGCAGCUGUACAGGACAAAACCUUCAAGGUCGGAGAUCUUGUGGUGUACCGCCGCGACAACCAAGUCGGUGUUACCGUUUUGGAUGCCAAAAACAAGAUGAGAUCAGCAGAUGAAGCCGAGACCCUGGCAUACUCACUGCUGAACAACAUCCCAGUUUUGCCUGUAGUGAUCGUGUCUGGCCCCCAACAGCAAAAGUACCUGAGAGUUGCCGACGAAGCUCCGUCGAGCUCAGCUGCAGGAAGUGGCCGUGGACAAAAGUGCGAGACAGAAGACAUCUUGGAACCUUCGGAGUUCGAAAGCAAAGAUAAGACGGGCAAGUCUGCCCGAUCUGCUCCCAAGACAUCAGGAGCACUGGAGGGAGGUGUCAUGAUGGCAGAUGUGGAAACGAAAGACCACUGGAGAAUCAGCAUGGACCGGUUUCACCUCUUUCAAAAGGGCACAAGACCCUUUCCUCGCCAUGGCUUUGCUCGAAGCUGCUGCUGGAGAGGAUUUUGCAAGUUUUCCGCGUUCGCUGCCCAACGUGUGGGUCCCGAUGCCGCUGCUGCAACACACGAAGGCAAGAUCGCUAAAACUUUGAACAUCAACGACGUCAAUGGGAAGACCCGUAAGGGAAUGCUGGAAGCAAGGCAGAAGGAAUGGAACAAAUACCGAUCUUUCAAUGCCACUGUGGUUGCGGCUCCGAUGACGAGGUUGCUGCUAAUGGCCUCGCCUCGCGGAGGAUUGACGAUGAUUGAUGCUGAGAUCCCGGAGGAGCUUGCUGCUAUGAUCUGCACUCAUGUGGAUGACCUGCUCUUCGCCUACACGGACGAAGGACUGGCAUGGGUGAGCCGAUAUGGACGGCCAGAUCUUGCUUACCGCGUAAAUGAACUUCAACGUUGUUGCCAUUCCAAAAGCACAGUUCAAAGCCUGAAGGACGCCAAUCAAGUUGUGGAACUCGCUUUGCAGGGAAGUGACUUCAAAAUCACUUUCCAGACUGACUGGAUUGAUUGGAACGAUCUUGCGGUCCUUACCUUUUCUGACGCCAGCUUUGCAAAUGAAGCUGAGUUCAAGAGCCAACAGGGACGUAUCCAUUCCAUCACGUCUCGGAAUGAUGUGAAAUUGGGUGAGCACAAGUUUCACCUGAUUGGAUUUGGAUCGUCGCAAGCUCUGUGGAUCAAUGGUGAGAAAGCAUGUGAGAAGUAUCACCCAGCAGGA
Molecule: messenger RNA, 4196 nt
Organism: Cladocopium goreaui
Lineage: Eukaryota; Dinophyceae; Suessiales; Symbiodiniaceae
Source: the annotation of a GenBank genome assembly